CUGCGCCGCGGCCGGAGCAGCGCCGGGAGGCCGCGCUCUGCCCGGGCGGCCCCGGGCAUGGCGGAGGCGGCUCCGUGAGGGCUCCUCCAAGAUGACCUCCGGCCACUGCUCGCCGUCGUUUUUCCGUGUGGGUUUCGCUGCCUGUCGCCGCUGCCGCUCCGGGCUCCUUGAAGCAGCAGAGCUGAAAGCCUCACAAGACAGCGAUGGCUUUUUCUCUAGAAUUUGAAUAUGGAGGCCACGGGGACAGAUGAAGUAGAAAAGAUCAAAUCAAAGUUUAUGUCUGCAUGGCACAACAUGAAAUACAGUUGGGUGUUGAAAACAAAAACUUACUUCAGUAGGAACUCUCCAGUCUUUCUGCUGGGAAAAUGUUACCACUUCAAAACUGAGGAGGCUGGGGAGCUCUCUACAGAUGGGUCCAAUUUUGAUAACAUCAACACCGAGAUCUCGGGGAACGUGGAGGAGUUCCGCAGAGAUUUCAUUUCUAGAAUCUGGCUGACCUACAGAGAGGAAUUCCCCCAGAUCAAGGGCUCUGCUUUAACCACAGACUGUGGCUGGGGCUGCACUCUCAGGACGGGGCAGAUGCUGCUGGCUCAGGGCCUGAUGCUUCAUUUCCUUGGGAGAGCCUGGGUGUGGCCAGAAGCUCUGGACAUGGACAGCUCUGACUCGGAGUCCUGGACCAGCAGCACUGUGAGGAAGCUCACGGCCUCCUUCGAGGCGUCGCUCACGGCCGAGAGGGAGCCCAGGAUCCUGAGCCGGCCCCGGCGCCGCCCGGCCAGCAGCGACUGGGACGUCACCGAGAUGAGGAAUGAAGUUUAUCACAGGAAAAUCAUCUCCUGGUUUGGUGACUCCCCGCUGGCAGCCUUUGGGCUGCACCAGCUCGUAGAGUACGGGAAAAAAUCCGGGAAGAUGGCGGGGGAUUGGUACGGGCCGGCCGUGGUCGCGCACAUUUUGAGGAAAGCUGUUGAAGAAGCAAGAGACCCUGAGCUGCAAGGAGUUACAGUCUAUGUUGCUCAGGAUUGUACAGUCUACAGCUCCGAUGUUAUUGACAGGCAGUGCUCGUUUCUGGAUUCUGGGAAGGCAGGCACAAAAGCUGUAAUUAUACUGGUUCCUGUGAGACUCGGUGGGGAGAGAACAAACACAGACUACUUGGAGUUUGUAAAGGGAAUUUUAAGCCUGGAGUACUGUGUUGGCAUUAUUGGUGGCAAACCCAAGCAGUCCUAUUACUUUGCUGGAUUCCAAGAUGACAGUUUGAUUUACAUGGAUCCUCAUUACUGCCAAUCUUUUGUAGAUGUCAGCAUAAAGGAUUUCCCUCUUGAGUCAUUCCACUGCCCUUCUCCCAAGAAGAUGUCGUUCAAAAAAAUGGAUCCCAGCUGCACAAUAGGAUUUUACUGUAGGACCGUGCAGGACUUUGAGAAGGCUUCUGAAGAAAUCACCAAGAUGCUGAAUUCUUCAUCCAAGGAGAAAUAUCCCCUGUUUACUUUUGUCAAGGGUCAUUCUAGAGACUAUGACUUUGCUUCCAGUCCACUCCAUGAAGAAAAUGACCUUUUCUCCGAGGAUGAAAAGAGAAGACUAAAGAGAUUUAGUGCAGAGGAAUUUGUCUUGCUUUAAGGACAUUUUACACGAGAGCGUCGGCAGCUGUCCAGGAGAACGCUUGCCUUUUAACUCUAAGAAAUGUACCUGAAUUCCUCCCCCAAAAAAGGCAAGCCUGUGCUGAAAUUGGUCUAUUUUCAUAAAGAUGAUAAUGUUUUAUAUGUUAAAAGUCUUUAAGAUGUCAGUUACUAAUGUAUGUGCUGAUUACUUUUGCUGGCUGCUGGCUGGAGGAGUGUCCGUGCCGCUGUGGUAGUGAAAGGGAGAAGCUUUGCUCAGAGCCAGGUGUGCCUGCACAGCCCUAAAUGCCAGCCCUGAAUGCCAGCCCUGAAUGCCCUCCUGUGCCCUCCCGUGCCCUCCUGUGCCCUCCUGUGCUGCCAUUCCAGGCCAGGGCUGCUGCAGAGGUGAGGCUGAGGGAUCAGGGUCGGUGUCACCGGCAGUGCUGCCAUAAUUGUAUAGGCUGAAUUGGGAGUUAAGAUACUAUUUAGCACUAUGACUUUCUAAUGGUUUCUCAUUAAGCUUGCUUUGGAGCCUUAAUAUGAGGAGUGAAGAUAAAGUAUUACCUUUCCCCACAAUUUUUAAAGGUUAUACUAUUAAUAUUAACUGCAACCAAUCAAAGCAGCUGGAGACAAUUAUUGGAAGAGAGCAGUGUUUGUUUCCUGUUUCAACUACCGUAGUGGCAAGGCUUCUCCUGCCAGAGCAGCUUUUAAAUCAAAGCUAAGGGGGGUGGAUGUGGAAGAUUCUGGGCUGUGAUGAUUUUUUUGUUUUGAUACGUGUCGUUACUGUACAAAUGAUUACUUGAUGGUGUGUGUUCUCAGAUUGCAAACAAAUGUACAGAAAUAGUUUCAUGUUUUAACAAAGUAAAUGCAAUAUUUAAAAAAAAAACCAUAUUAACGCUGCUUGGGAAAUAAAAGAGGUGUGAAAACAUGAA
Hirundo rustica (Barn swallow) is the source of this 2518-nucleotide messenger RNA. RefSeq names its product autophagy related 4C cysteine peptidase (gene ATG4C). NCBI's taxonomy places the organism in Eukaryota, Metazoa, Chordata, Aves, Passeriformes, Hirundinidae. The transcript is spliced from 12 exons. Bases 229 to 1608 code for a protein of 459 amino acids. The record is from RefSeq and is a predicted model, not a curated record. Gene Ontology annotation, molecular function: protein-phosphatidylethanolamide deconjugating activity.